GUUCUACUGGGACCUGAUAAUGCUGUUCCUCAUGGUGGGGAACCUCAUUAUCAUCCCUGUGGGCAUCACCUUCUUCAAGGAUGAGCACACUCCCCCCUGGAUCGUCUUCAACGUCAUCUCAGACACCUUGUUCCUCAUCGACCUGGUCCUCAACUUCCGGACGGGCAUCGUCAAGGAGGACAACACAGAGAUCAUCCUGGACCCACAGAAAAUCAAGAUCAAGUAUCUGAAGAGCUGGUUCGUGGUGGACUUCAUCUCAUCCAUACCAGUAGAUUACAUCUUCCUCAUCGUGGAGACCAGGAUCGACUCAGACUUCUACAAGACGGCCCGGGCGCUGAGGAUCGUGCGCUUUACAAAAAUCUUGAGUUUGUUGAGACUGCUCCGGCUGUCCAGGCUCAUCAGAUAUAUACACCAGUGGGAAGAGGUGAGAGAGACUUGGAGUAGGUAGGAGGAGGUAGGAGGUAGGGAGGUAGGGGGGUAGGGAGGUAGGGUGUAGGGGGGAAGGGGGGGUAGGGGGUAGGGAGGUAGGGAUUUAGGGGGUAGGGGGUAGGGAGGUAGGAGGUAGGGAGGUAGGAGGUAGGGAGGUAGGGAAGUAGGAGGUAGGGAGGUAAGGAGUUGGGGGUAAGGAGGUAGGGAGGUAGGGAAGUAGGAGGUAUUGAGGUAAGGAGUUAGGGAGGUAGGGAGGUAGGAGGUAGGGAGGUAGGAGGUAGGGAGGUAGGAGGUAGGGAAUUAGGAGGUAGAGGGUAGGGAGGUAGGAGGUAGGGAGGUCGGAGGUAGGGAGGAAGGAGGUAGGAGGUAGAGAGGUAGGAGGUAGGGAGGUGGGAGGUAGAGGGUAGGGAGGUUGGGAGGUAGGAGGUAGGGAGGUAGGAGGUAGGAGGUAGGGAGGAAGGAGGUAGGAGGUAGGGAGGUAGGGAGGUAGGAGGUAGGAGGUAGGGAGGUAGGAGGUAGGGAGGUAGUAGGUAGGGAGGUAGUAGGUAGGGAGGUAGUAGAUAGGGAGGUAGUAGAUAGGGUGUAAGUAGGAGGAGAAGAUCCUUAAUUUGUUGAUCUGCUAAAGCUCCCCAGGCUCAUCAGAUAUAUAAACCAGUGGAAGGACGUACAGUAGGGAGCAGGGUUGUGGUGACCCGGUCAAUUCAAAAAGUAAAUGUCAAUUUUCUUGGAAUUGAGAGAGAGAGAAUUUCCUUUCGUAAGAGGAUGAAAGACUCAUAGUGUCUUUCCCUUCUAGGGAGGUUUGGGAAGCACCAGGAGGUAGGGCUUGGGGAGCACCAGGAGGUAGGGCUUGGGGAGCACCAGGAGGUAAGGCUUGGGGAGCACCAGGAGGUAAGGCUUGGGGAGCACCAGGAGGUAAGGCUUGGGGAGCACCAGGAGGUAAGGCUUGGGGAGCACCAGGAGGUAGUGCUUGGGGAGCACCAGGGGGUAGGGCUUGGGGAGCACCAGGAGGUAGGGCUUGGGGAGCACCAGGAGGUAGGGCUUGGGGAGCACCAGGAGGUAAGGCAUGGGGAGCACCAGGAGGUAAGGCUUGGGGAGCACCAGGAGGUAGGGCUUGGGGAGCACCAGGAGGUAGGGCUUGGGGAGCACCAGGAGGUAAGGCAUGGGGAGCACCAGGAGGUAAGGCAUGGGGAGCACCAGGAGGUAAGGCAUGGGGAGCACCAGGAGGUAAGGCUUGGGGAGCACCAGGAGGUAGGGCUUGGGGACAGGAUUGGGAUCAAUUACAUUUCAACUCAGUCAACUCUGGAAGUAAACUGACAUUCCAAAUUUGAGUUUACUAAUUGAAUGGACUGAAUUGAAAUGGAAUUGACCCCAACCCUGGACAGAAGACAGUGAUCUGCUCUCUCAUUCAUUGUAGAUGAUGAACCCCAGUCAUAGUAACCACUUAACCAUAUACCUACUCUCGUUUCAAUGUGCUGCUUUACAAUUUCAAUUAUUUGAUAUGACAUAUUACUGGUUCAGAUAUGACAUAUUACUGGUUCAGAUAUGAUAUAUUACUGGUUCAGAUAUUACAUAUUACUGGUUCAGAUAUGACAUAUUACUGGUUCAGAUAUUAUAUAUUACUGGUUAAGAUAUGACAUAUUACUGGUUCAGAUAUGACAUAUUACUGGUUCAGAUAUGAAGUAUAUAAUACUAGUUUAGAUUCUCUGUGUGUUGCAUUUGCAUAAAGUUCUGAUAUCAGUAAUUGAGGUGUAAUUGACAAAGCAUCCCGUAACUCCAUCCCAUACUCAAUUAGACGUAUACUUAGAUCCAAUCAUCAUGUGUACACACACACACGCGCGCAUGCACACACGCGCGCACGCACGCACGCACACACACACACACACACACACACACACACACACACACACACACACACACACACACGCACGCACGCACACACACGCACACACACACACACUGAAAAGAGCCACCACACAUAUUGUUGAAAUGACAUAACAAUGCAUAUUGUCACUUUACUUUGCUGGCUGCAGAGAAUAGACUAGCAGUGUUCUCAGUGGGAUCUUUUACCACUGUAAAGAGAAUAGACUAGCAGUGUUCUCAGUGGGAUCUUUUACCACUGUAAAGAGAAUAGACUAGCAGUGUUCUCAGUGGGAUCUUUUACCACUGUAAAGAGAAUAGACUAGCAGUGUUCUCAGUGGGAUCUUUUACCACUGUAAAGAGAAUAGACUAGCAGUGUUCUCAGUGGGAUCUUUUACCACUGUAAAGAGAAUAGACUAGCAGUGUUCUCAGUGGGAUCUUUUACCACUGUAAAGAGAAUAGACUAGCAGUGUUCUCAGUGGGAGCUUUUACCACUGUAAAGAGAAUAGACUAGCAGUGUUCUCAGUGGGAUCUUUUACCACUGUAAAGAGAAUAGACUAGCAGUGUUCUCAGUGGGAUCUUUUACCACUGUAAAGAGAAUAGACUAGCAGUGUUCUCAGUGGGAUCUUUUACCACUGUAAAGAGAAUAGACUAGCAGUGUUCUCAGUGGGAUCUUUUACCACUGUAAUGAGAAUAGACUAGCAGUGUUCUCAGUGGGAUCUUUUACCACUGUAAAGAGAAUAGACUAGCAGUGUUCUCAGUGGGAUCUUUUACCACUGUAAAGAGAAUAGACUAGCAGUGUUCUCAGUGGGAUCUUUUACCACUGUAAAGAGAAUAUAAUCCCUCCCCCCCCACACCCCCUCAGGACCAUUAGUACACAGUGACGAUAGUCCCAGAUGAUUACGUAAAACUAAAUAUCCAUUAUAAUAGUGUUGCUGUGCUGCCUGGUCUGGCGGUCUAAUGGUGGGCAGAUUAACAACAAUGUGAUGUGGCCUAUGGGUAGAGGGACUCAAAUCAAACCAUAUUUGAUUUGUCACAUGCUUGGUAAACAACAGGUGUAGACUUACAGUGAAAUGCUUACUUACGGGCCCUUCUCAACAGCGCAGAGAGAUGUUUUUGGGGAGAAAUAAUAGACAAGUAAUAACAGCAGGAAUACAUACACAAUGAGUAACCAUAGCUUGAUAUACAGUCGUGGUCAAACGUUUUGAGAAUGACACAAGUAUUGGUCUUCACAAAGUUCGCUGCUUCAGUGUUAUGACAUAGUUUUGUCAGAUGUUACUAUGGUAUACUGAAGUAUAAUUACAAGCAUUCCAUGAGCGUCAAAUACUUUUAUUGACAAUUACAUUACGUUUAUGCAAAGAGUCAAUAUUUGCAGUGUUGACCCGUCUUUUUCAAGACCUCUGCAAUCCGCCCUGGCAUGCUGUCAAUUAACUUCUGGGCCACAUCCUGACUGAUGGCAGCCCAUUCUUCCAUAAUCAAUGCUUGGAGUUUGUCAGAAUUUGUGAGUUUUUGUUUGUCCACCCGCCUCUUGAGGUUCGACCACAAGUUCUCAAUGGGAUUAAGGUCUGGGGAGUUUCCUGGCCAUGGACCCAAAAUGUCAAUGUUUUGUUCCCCGAGCCACUUAGUUAUCACUUUUGCCUUAUGGCAAGGUGCUCCAUCAUGCUGGAAAGGCAUUGGUCGUCACCAAACUGUUCAUGGAUGGUUGGGAGAAUUUGCUCUCGGAGGAUGUGUUGGUACCAUUCUUUAUUCAUGGCUGUGUUCUUAGGCAAAAUUGUGAGUGAGUCCACUCCCUUGGCUGAGAAGCAACCCCACACAUGAAUGGUCUCAGAAUGCUUUACUGUUGGCAUGACACAGGACUGAUGGUAGCGCUCACCUUGUCUUCUCUGGACAAGGUGUUUUCCGGAUGCCCCAUACCAUCGGAAAGAGGAUUCAUCAGAGAAAAUGACUUUACCCCAGUCCUCAGCAGUCCAAUUCCUGUACCUUUUGCAGAAUAUCAGUCUGUCCCUGAUGUUUUUCCUGGGGAGAAGUGGCUUCUUUGCUGCCCUUCUUGACACCAGGCCAUCCUCCAAAAGUCUUCGCCUCACUGUGCAUGCAGAUGCACUCACACCUGCCUGCUGCCAUUCCUGAGCAAGCUCUGCACUGGUGGUACCCCGAUCCCGCAGCUGAAUCAACUUUAGGACACGGUCCUGGCGCUUGCUGGACUUUCUUGGGCGCCCUGAAGCCUUCUUCACAACAAUUGAACCUCUCUCCUUGAAGUUCUUGAUGAUCCGAUAAAUGGUUGAUUUAGGUGCAAUCUUACUAGCAGCAAUAUCCUUGCCUGUGAAGCCCUUUUUGUGCAAAGCAAUGAUGACGGCACGUGUUUCCUUGCAGGUAACCAUGGUUAAUAGAGGAAGAACAAUGAUUUCAAGCACCACCCUCCUUUUAAAGCUUCCAGUCUGUUAUUCUAACUCAAUCAGUAUGACAGAGUGAUCACCAGCCUUGUCCUCGUCAACACUCUCACCUGUGUUAACGAGAUAUUCACUGACAUGAUGGCAACUGGUCCUUUUGUGGCAGGGCUGAAAUGCAGUGGAAAUAUUUUUCUGGGAUUAAGUUCAUUUUCAUGGCAAAGAGAGAGAGAGAGAAAUUCUGGAGUAUAUGCAAAUUGCCAUCAUCAAAACUGAGGCAGUACUUACUGCACCCACUACUGACCCACUACUGUACCCACUACUGUACCCACUACUGACCCACUACUGUACCCACUACUGAACCACUACUGUACCCACUUACUGCACCCACUACUGUACCCACUACUGACCCACUACUGUACCCACUACUGAUCCACUACUGUACCCACUACUGUACCCACUACUGACCCACUACUGUACCCACUACUGUGCCCACUACUGACACACUUACUGCACCCACUACUGACCCACUACUGUACCCACUACUGUACCCACUACUGACCCACUACUGUACCCACUACUGUGCCCACUACUGACACACUUACUGCACCCACUACUGACCCACUACUGUACCCACUACUGUACCCACUACUGACCCACUACUGUACCCACUACUGAACCACUACUGUACCCACUUACUGCACCCACUACUGACCCACUACUGUACCCACUACUGUACCCACUACUGACCCACUACUGUACCCACUACUGAACCACUACUGUACCCACUUACUGCACCCACUACUGUACCCACUACUGACCCACUACUCUACCCACUACUGAUCCACUACUGUACCCACUUACUGCACCCACUACUGUACCCACUACUGCACCCACUACUGUACCCACUACUGUACCCACUACUGACCCACUACUGCACCCACUACUGUACCCACUACUGACCCACUACUGCACCCACUACUGCACCCACUACUGUACCCACUACUGCACCUACUUACUGCACCUACUGCACCCACGUAUUGCAUCCACUACUGACUCACUACUGUACCCACUACUGACCCACUACUGUCCCCACUACUGUACCCACUACUGCACCCACUACUGUACCCACUACUGCACCCACUACUGCACCCACUACUGUACCCACUACUGCACCCACUACUGUACCCACUACUGUACCCACUACUGCACCCACUACUGUACCCACUACUGACCCACUACUGUACCCACUACUGUGCCCACUACUGACACACUUACUGCACCCACUACUGACCCACUACUGUACCCACUACUGUACUCACUACUGACCCACUACUGUACCCACUACUGACCCACUACUGUACCCACUACUGAUCCACUACUGUACCCACUUACUGCACCCACUACUGUACCCACUACUGCACCCACUACUGUACCCACUACUGUACCCACUACUGACCCACUACUGCACCCACUACUGUACCCACUACUGACCCACUACUGCACCCACUACGGCACCCACUACUGUAUCCACUACUGCACCUACUUACUGCACCUACUGCACCCACGUAUUGCAUCCACUACUGACUCACUACUGUACCCACUACUGACCCACUACUGUCCCCACUACUGUACCCACUACUGCACCCACUACUGUACCCACUACUGCACCCACUACUGCACCCACUACUGUACCCACUACUGCACCCACUACUGUACCCACUACGGCACCCACUACUGCAUCCACUACUGCACCCACUACUGCACCCACUACUGUACCCACUUACUGCACCCACUACUGUACCACUACUGAACCACUACUGCACCCACUUACUGUACCCACUACUGUUCCCACUACUGACCCACUACUGCACCCACUACUGUACCCACUACUGCACCCACUACUGUACCCACUACUGUACCCACUUACUGACCCACUACUGCACCCACUUACUGUACCCACUACUGACCCACUACUGCACCCACUACUGUACCCACUACUGCACCCACUACUGUACCCACUACUGCACCCACUACUGCACCCACUACUGUACCCACUACUGUACCCACUACUGUACCCACUACUGCACCCACUUACUGCACCCACUACUGUACCCACUACUGCAUCCACUACUGCACCCACUACUGCACCCACUACUGCACCCACUACUAAUCCCACUACUGUACCCACUACUGCACCCACUACUAAUCUCGCUACUGUACCCACUACUGUACCCACUACUGCACCCACUACUAAUCCCACUACUGUACCCACUACUGCACCCACUACUAAUCCCACUACUGUACCCACUACUGCACCCACUACUAAUCCCACUACUAAUCCCAUUACUAAUCCCACUACUAUCUGAUUACAUUGGAGGCAGCAGCACAAUUGUCAAAUUGAAAUUGUGCAUUUGUUUAGUGUUAAGUAGUGUUUACACUGGCAAAAUAGUACAGUACAUGUCUAGUUACUUAAUUAGCUGCAGGUCCUGUUAAUGUUUGUUAAUCCACAUUGCGUGGGGUACAAUUACGUUUUUCUCAUUCUAAUUUCCUAGAUUUUCCAUAUGACCUAUGACCUGGCCAGUGCCAUGGUGAGGAUCGUGAACCUGAUUGCUAUGAUGCUGCUGCUGUGUCACUGGGAUGGAUGUCUGCAGUUCCUGGUUCCCAUGCUGCAGGAGUUCCCUUCUGACUGCUGGGUCACCAGGAACAAGAUGGUGGUGAGUACACACACACACACACACACACACACACACACACACACAAACACACACGCACACAGAGAGACACCAGUUCAAAUGUCCAGUGUUCCAUAAAUCCAGUGUUCCAUAAGUCCAGUGUUCCAAAUGUCCAGUGUUCCAGAAGUCCAGUGUUCCAAAUGUCCAGUGUUCCAUAAGUCCAGUGUUCGAAAUGUCCAGUGUUCCAGAAGUCCAGUGUUCCAAAUGUCCAGUGUUCCAGAAGUCCAGUGUUCCAAAUGUCCAGUGUUCCAGAAGUCCAGUGUUCCAAAUGUCCAGUGUUCCAGAAGUCCAGUGUUCCAAAAAUUCCAGUAUUCCGGAAGUCCAGUGUUCCAAACGUCCAGUGUUCCUAAAGUCCAAUGUUCCUAAAGUCCAAUGUUCCUAAAGUCCAAUGUUCCAAACGUCCAAUGUUCCAAACGUCCAGUGUUCCUAAAGUCCAAUGUUCCUAAAGUCCAAUGUUCCUAAAGUCCAAUGUUCCAAACGUCCAGUGUUCCUAAAGUCCAAUGUUCCUAAAGUCCAAUGUUCCAAACGUCCAGUGUUCCUAAAGUCCAAUGUUCCUAAAGUCCAAUGUUCCUAAAGUCCAAACGUCCAAUCUUCCUAAAGUCCAAUGUUCCAAACGUCCAAUGUUCCUAAAGUCCAAUGUUCCUAAAGUCCAAUGUUCCAAACGUCCAAUGUUCCUAAAGUCCAAUGUUCCAAACGUCCAAUGUUCCUAAAGGUUAAUGUUCCUAAAGUCCAGUGUUCCAAACGUCCAGUGUUCCAGAAGUGCAGGGUUCCAGAAGUGCAGGGUUCCAGAAGUGCAGGGUUCCAGAAGUCCAAUGUUUCAACAGUAAUAUUUACUUAUUUAGGCCUUUUGCUCCUCCUGGAACAUAGGCAAUCGGCAACAUCUUCUCUUCUCUUCUCUUCUCUUCUCUUCUCUUCUCUUCUCUUCUCUUCUCUUCUCUUCUCUUCUCUUCUUCUCUUCUCUUCUCUUCUCUUCUCUUCUCUUCUCUUCUCUUCUCUUCUCUUCUCUUCUCUUCUCUUCUCUUCUCUUCUCUUCUCUUCUCUUCUCUUCUCUCACUCUUCUUCUCAUCUCCCAUUCCCCUUCUCUCCUCUCCCUCCUACAGAAUGACACGUGGGGCCAGCAGUAUUCCUACGCCCUGUUCAAGGCUAUGAGCCACAUGCUGUGUAUCGGUUACGGUAUGUACCCUCCUGUCGGCCUGGUGGACGUGUGGCUCACCAUCCUCAGCAUGAUCGUGGGCGCCACCUGCUACGCCAUGUUCGUAGGCCAUGCAACCGCUCUCAUUCAGUCACUGGACUCGUCCCGACGGCAGUACCAGGAGAAGGUGAGUGAUUUAAGAUCUGCUAUCUCUGUUAGAUCAGAUAAUUUUCCAAAUUGUAGUGUAUUCAAUGUUUAAAACGGCUUCUAAAGUUGGUAUUUUCUACUGAAAAAUGUCAGACUUGAUUUGCCCUUACGAAAAACGUAUCAACCCCUACAAAGAUGUCCAUGAAUUAUAAUCCACAUAAUAAUUCACAUUUUCUGUUGAGGCAGGAAUAUUUUCAUACUCUGAGAAGCAGAGUUAAAUUAAAAUGCAUCUGUACUGGACUCCGAGUCCAAAGGUCUGUCCAGGGUUGUAAACGGAAAUUCAAAUUCAAAUUUUCCUCAUUGCUUUCCUCAGAGGGCAAUAUGGAGCUACUAUCAAAUUAAUUACACCAAUCCAAUCCUUUCAGAUCUAUACAAGUGCCUAGGUGUUAGGAGCUAUGGGUUGAUUUGGGAUUGGCCAUACGGUAUGUGCAGAGAGAAGGGCUUUUCAGACAGGUGUUGGUUGCUCUGGAAAGAUUCAGUGGGUGCACAGCACAGCACACAGCCUGCAGUCAGGAAAUGGUCCAUAACAUAAGGUCUAUAAAAAUAGAAAUAGGGAAAGAGUGCACGCUGAAAAAGUCAUAAAAGUUCAAGAAGAUGAAUUAUGAAGCUUGCAUUCCAAGAAAUUCUAUUAAAAGUUUAACUUCAAGAGGAAUGGACCUCCUAGGGAUCAGAAGAGAGAGAGAGAGAGAGAGAGAGAGGGAGAGGGAGAGAGAGAGAGAGAGAGAAAGAGGAAAGGAUGAUGAGGAGGAAACAUCUUCCGUCGUCCACUUCUACUGUUGCAUUAUCUGCAGCUACAUCUUCUACUCUCCAUAGGAAAUGAAUGGUGUGUUGCAUUAUCUCCAGCUACAAUGUCUACUCUCCAUAGGAAAUGAAUGGUGUGUUGCAUUAUCUGAAGUGACAUCUUCUACUCUCCAUAGGAAAUUAAUGAUUUGUUGCAUUAUCUGCAGUGACAUCUUCUACUCUCCAUAGGAAAUGAAUGGUGUGUUGCAUUAUCUCCAGCUACAUCUUCGACUCUCCACAGGAAAUGAAUAGUGUGUUGCAUUAUCUGCAGCUACAUCUUCUACUCUCCACAGGAAAUGAAUGGUGUGUUGCAUUAUCUCCAGCUACAUCUUCUACUCUCCACAGGAAAUGAAUGGUGUGUUGCAUUAUCUCCAGCUACAUCUUCUACUCUCCACAGGAAAUGAAUGGUGUGUUGCAUUAUCUCCAGCUACAUCUUCUACUCUCCACAGGAAAUGAAUGGUGUGUUGCAUUAUCUCCAGCUACAUCUUCUACUCUCCACAGGAAAUGAAUGGUGUGUUGCAUUAUCUCCAGCUACAUCUUCUACUCUCCACAGGAAAUGAAUGGUGUGUUGCAUUAUCUCCAGCUACAUCUUCUACUCUCCACAGGAAAUGAAUGGUGUGUUGCAUUAUCUGCAGCUAGAGGACAUACUCUCUACAUAGCUUCACCGUCUGAUAGGAUGGACCUCGAGGGGCCUGUCCCGAAUGGGACUCUAUUCCCCAUACAGUCCUAUGGGCCCUAGUCAAAAGUAGUGCACUAUGUAGGGAAUAGGGUGCCAUUUGGGACACAAUCAAGGACAACCUUAUUAAUGUGAUGACCUACCUGCUGACCGCUAACAACCUUAUUAAUGUGAUGACCUACCUGCUGACUGCUCACAACCUUAUUAAUGUGAUGACCUACCUGCUGACCGCUAACAACCUUAUUAAUGUGAUGACCUACCUGCUGACUGCUAACAACCUUAUUAAUGUGAUGACCUACCUGCUGACUGCUAACAACCUUAUGAAUGUGAUGACCUACCUGCUGACUGCUAACAACCUUAUUAAUGUGAUGACCUACCUGCUGACUGCUAACAACCUUAUGAAUGUGAUGACCUACCUGCUGACUGCUAACAACCUUAUGAAUGUGAUGACCUACCUGCUGACUGCUAACAACCUUAUUAAUGUGAUGACCUACCUGCUGACUGCUAACAACCUUAUUAAUGUGAUGACCUACCUGCUGACUGCUAACAACCUUAUUAAUGUGAUGACCUACCUGCUGACUGCUAACAACCUUAUUAAUGUGAUGACCUACCUGCUGACUGCUAACAACCUUAUUAAUGUGAUUAACCGGGGGAGAUUAUUUCUGCAGCGAGGGCAGUUUGUGGAGAGCACCAUUCCACUCCUUGGUAUUCAGAAUUCUCUCAUGUAGCUUUGAGGAGGAUUAUGAGGACAGUUAACUGUCAACCUAUGAGAGCAAUGAUAAACUGCUACUGCCUGGUUCACUGAAACGCUCAGUAAAAUGCACUCUCAGGCUCAAUACUCAAAGUGUCAUUUAAUAGAUAAUUAUUACACUAAAAUUAUUCAAACAUCAAUUGUUCAUAUUCCUGAUGAGAUUGAGACGGAAACAUAUGUAAUCUGUGGAGCCUCAGGUUCACCUGUGUGCUGGAGGCUAUUGUCAUGACAUACAGUAAUUCUCCAUGUACCUGGGAAUACUAUAUCUGUGCUGUACCAAUGGUACAUUUAUCACCUGUUUUAACAUAAUCUGACAACUGUUUGAUUGAUUGAAUUUAUUUGAUGAUUAAAAGCAGUAGGCUGAUCCAGCCAGAGACACACGUAGUUAUGUUCUUCCUAUUUCCAUUGUGGUCCUCAAAAAACAACCUCCAUCGUCUUAGUCUUCUACAGUAUAAGCAAGUAGAGUAGUACAUGUCUUUCAAUCAAUCAAUUAAUCAAUCAAUCAAGCAACUAAUCCAUUUUCUUUGUAUUCUACAGUAUAAACAGGUGGAGCAGUACAUGUCUUUCAAUCAAUCAAUCAAUCAAUCAAUCAACGAAUCAAUUAUAUUUGUAUUCUACAGUACAAACAGGUGGAGCAGUACAUGUAUUUCAAUCAAUCAAUUAAUCAAUCAAUCAACUAAUCAAUUAUCUUUGUAUUCUACAGUAUAAGCAGGUGGAGCAGUACAUGUCUUUCAAUCAAUCAAUCAAUCAAUCAAUCAACUAAUCAAUUAUCUUUGUCUUCUACAGUAUAAGCAGGUGGAGCAGUACAUGUCUUUCAAUCAAUCAAUCAAUCAAUCAACUACUCAAUUAUCUUUGUCUUCUACAGUAUAAGCAGGUGGAGCAGUACAUGUCUUUCAAUCAAUCAAUCAAUCAAUCAACUAAUCAAUUAUCUUUGUCUUCUACAGUAUAAGCAGGUGGAGAAGUACAUGUCUUUCAAUCAGUCAAUCAUUCAAUCAAUCAAUCAACUAAUCAAUUAUAUUUGUAUUCUACAGUAUAAGCAGGUGGAGCAGUACAUGUCUUUCAAUCAAUCAAUCAAUCAAUCAACUAAUCAAUUAUCUUUGUCUUCUACAGUAUAAGCAGGUGGAGCAGUAAAUGUCUUUCAAUCAAUCAAUCAAUCAACUAAUCAAUUAUCUUUGUAUUCUACAGUAUAAGCAGGUGGAGCAGUACAUGUCCUUCCACAAGCUUCCUGCCGGCAUGCGGCAGAGGGUCCAUGACUACUACGAACAUCGCUACCAGGGCAAGAUGUUUGACGAGGAGAGCAUUCUGGGGGAGCUGAACGAACCGCUCAGAGAGGUCAGUGUGUGUGUGGGUGUAUGUUGGUGGUGUGUGAUUGUCUCUGUGUGAUCUCCAUGUGACAUCAGACCCAUUGUCAUGAUAAUAAUAAUGACUCUCCCUGGUUCUGGUUCUGGUUCUGGUUCUGGUUCUGGUUCUGGUUCUGGUUCUGGCUGAAUCAGGUUUUAAUCUCCAUCAUCUCAGUGACCGCUCCCCCAAAUGGCACAAUAUUCCCUUUAUAGUGCACUACUUCUGAACAGGGCCCACAGGGAAUCGGGUGCCAUUUCUGAUGCCGACCCAUGACUGCAGUUAUUUAUCAUCCUAAUGAUGGCAGGCCUGGAACUGAACUGAUAGCGAUGCCUUCAUCUCAUUAGCUAGUAGAUACCAAAAAAAUGCUGACUUUGUUGAGGGGAGAUUUCUGUUCAAUAUUCUGGGUAGCAACCAUUAUGUGAUUACUUAUCUGUAGCCUGUAGACUACUCUAAGGCUGUCCCAAAUGGCACCCCAUUCCCUAUUUAGUGCACUACUUUUGACCAGGGCCCAUAGGGCACUAUGUAGGGAAUAGGGUGCCAAAUCGUAGUGAACUAGUAAUCGGUAUUGUACAUACACCUGACGGUAACUCCGAUUGGACAAUCGGGCCAGAAUCGGGCUAUAUUUGUUGGGCAGGUUUGCUCAUGUGUAGGGCAGUGUAGGCUGCUGAGGGGAGGAUGACGGCUUAUAAUAAUGGCUGGAACGGAGUCAAUGGAAUGGCAUCGAACACACGGAAACCACGUGUCUGAUAUAUUUGAUACCAUUCUGCCUAUUCCGCUCCAGCCAUUACCACGAGCCCACCCUCCCCAAUUAAGGUGUCACCAACCUCCUGUGGCGCAGCCCUAGUAAAUAAAUAAUCAUGGCAACCGAGGAAGCACAACGAUGCACAUAGGAUGAACACAGCAUCUGUGCGUGCGGACUACUGAUGUCCUGUUCAGUUUUAGGGAAGAUGAGGAUGGCCAGAGGUCAACUCUGAUAGCUUGCUACUGCUAUCAUUUAUUUAAAUAAAAACAAUAUGUUUUGUUGCCCAUGAUGAAAAAAGUAUGAACUCACUACAGUAAGUCGCUCUGGAUAAGAGCGUCUGCCAAAUGACUAAAAUGUAAAAUGUAAAUGAAGCUUUUUAUUAGAGUUAUUGACCUAACAAUAAGCAAGAUUUCAGUAACUUACAUAACUUGCAUUGCAUUGAAGUGGCAGCCGCGGCACAAGCAAUCGGAGAUGGACAGCGCAUGGGUGCUGAAAGUAGGCUAAUUCGAGAAGGCCUAAUUCAUUUAACCAGACAUAAUUUUCAUUCGACGUUACUAACAACAAGAGGGCUUUGUGUUGGAACCUAAGAGGUAGGCCUACCUGUUUGACAGAUUACAUUAUAGUCUACUAUCCAUAGAUUUUGUCUGCAAAUUCCUUCAGUCACCAUGUACUCUUUAAAUAUCUCUGUGUCAGUGAAGGGCUUGGUGUGUUAAAACCAGGAAUCUAAUUGAGGGGGUAUGUGAGGGUAUGCCAUACCUUCGGUGCCAUUGUUGUGAUGAACUUGUGGGGUAGUUGAAGAGAACCUUUAUACACUGAACUAAAAUUUAAACGCAACAUGUAAAGUGUUGGUCCCAUGUUUCAUGAGCUGAAAUAAAAGAUCCCAGAGAUUUUCCAUAUGGACAAAAAGCUUAUUUCUCUCAAUUUGAUUACAUCCCUGUUAGUGAGCAUUACUCCUUUGCCAAAAUAAUCCAUCCACCAGACAGGUGUGGCAUAUCAAGAAGCUGAUUAAACAGGAAGAUCAUUACACAGGUGCACCUUGUGCUGAGGACAAUAAAAGGCCACUCUAAAAUGUGCAGUUUGUCACACAACACAAUGCCACAGAUGUCUCAAGUUUUGAGGGAGCGUGCAAUUAGCAUGCUGACUGCAGGAAUGUCCACCAGAGCUGUUGCCAGAUAUUUUAAUGUUAAUUUCUCUACCAUAAGCCACCUUCAACGUCAUUUUAGAGAAUUUGGCAGUACAUCCAACUGGUAUCACAACCGCAGACCACGUGUAACCACGCCAGCCCAGGACCUCCACAUCCGGAUUCUGCACCUGUGGGAUCAUCUGAGACCAGCCACCCGGACAGCUGAUGAAACUGUGGGUCUGCACAACCAUAUCAUUUCUACAAGCUGUCAGAAACUGUCUCAGGGAAGCUCAUCUGCGUGCUCGUCAUCCUCACCUGGGUCUUGGCCUGACUGCAGUUCAAAUCAAAUCAAAUCAAAUCAAACUUUAUUUGUCACAUGCGCCGAAUACAACAGGUGUAGACCUUACCGUGAAAUGCUUACUUACAAGCCCUUAACCAACAAUGCAGUUCAAGACAGAGUUAAGAAAAUAUUUACCAAAUAAAAGAAAGUACAAAAUAAAAUAAAAAGUAACACAUUAUAAUAACAACAACGAGGCUAUAUACAGGGGGUACCGGUACCGAGUCAAUGUGCGGGGGUACAGGUUAGUCAAGGUAAUUUGUACAUGUAGGUAGGAGAAAAUGACUUCAGUGGGAAAACGCUCACCAUCGAUGGCCACUGGCACGCUGGAGAAGUGUGCUUUUCACGGAUGAAUCCCGGUUUCAACUGUACUGGGCAGAUGGCAUACGUGUAUGGCGUCGUUUGGGUGAGCGGUUUGCUGAUGUCAACGUUGUGAACAGAGUGCCCCAUGGUGGCGGUGGGGUUAUGGUACGGGCAGGCAUAAGCUACGGACAACGAACACAAUUGUAUUUUAUCGAUGGCAACAGAGAUACCAUGGCAAGAUCCUGAGGCCCAUUGUCGUGCCAUUCAUCCGCCGCCAUCACCUCAUGUUUCAGCAUGAUAAUGCACGGCCCCAUGUCGCAAGGAUCUGUACACAAUUCCUGGAAGCUGAAAAUAUCCCAGUUCUUCCAUGGCCUGCAUACUCACCAGACAUGUUACCCAUUGAGCCUAUUUGGGAUGCUCUGGAUCGACGUGUACGACAGCAUGUUCCAGUUCCCGCCAAUAUCCAUAAAUAUCCAGCAACUUCGCACAGCCAUUGAAGAGGAGUGGGACAACAUUCAACAGGCCACAAUCAACAGCCUGAUCAACUCUAUGCGAAAGAGUUGUGUCGUGCUGCAUGAGGCAAAUGUUUGUCACACCAGAUACUGACUGGUUAUCUGAUCCACGCCCCUGCUUUUUUUUAAAGGUAUCUGUGACCAACAGAUGCAUAUCUGUAUUCCCAGUCAUGUGAAAUCCAUAGAUUAGGGCCUAAUUUAUUUAUUUAAAUUGACUGAUUUCCUUAUACAGUUGAAGUCGGAAGUUUACAUACACCUUAGCCAAAUACAUUUAAACUCAGUUUUUCACAAUUCCUGACAUUUAAUCCUAGUAAACAUUCCCUGUCUUAGGUCAGUUAGGAUCACCACUUUAUUUUAAGAUUGUGAAAUGUCAGAAUAAAAGUAGAGAGAAUGAUUCAUUUCAGCUUUUAUGUAUUUCAUCACAUUCCCAGUGGGUCAGAAGUUUACAUACACUCAAUUAGUAUUUGGUAGCAUUGCCUUUAAAUUGUUUAACUUGGGUCAAAUGUUUCGGGUAGCCUUCCAUAAGCUUCCCACAAUAAGUAGGGUGAAUUUUGGCCCAUUCCUCCUGACAGAGCUGGUGUUACUGAAUCAGGUUUGUAGGUCUCCUUGCUCGCACACACUUUUUCAGUUCUGCCCACACAUUUUCUAUAGGGUUGAGGUCAGGGCUUUGUGAUGGCCACUCCAAUACCUUGACUUUGUUGUCCUUAAGCCAUUUUGCCACAACCUUGGAAGUAUGCUUGGGGUCAUUGUCCAUUUGGAAGACCCAUUUGCGACCAAGCUUUAACUCCUGACUGAUGUCUUGAGAUGUUGCUUCAAUAUAUCCACAUAAUAUUCCUUCCUCAUGAUGCCAUCUAUUUUGUGAAGUGCACCAGUCCCUCCUGCAGCAAAGCACCCCCACAGCAUGAUGCUGCCACCCCUGUGCUUCACGAUGGUGUUCUUCGGCUUACAAGCAUCCCCCUUUUUCCUCCAAACAUAACAAUGGUCAUUAUGGCCAAACAGUUCUAUUUUUGUUUCAUCAGACCAGAGGACAUUUCUCCAAAAAGUACGAUCUUUGUCCCCAUGUGCAGUUGCAAACCGUAGUCUGGCUUUUUUAUGGCGGUUUUGGAGCAGUGGCUUCUUCCUUGCUGAGCGGCCUUUCAGGUUAUGUCGAUAUAGGACUCGUUUUACUGUGGAUAUAGAUACUUUUGUACCUGUUUCCUCCAGCAUCUUCACAAGGUCCUUUGCUGUUGUUCUGGGAUUGAUUUGGACUUUUCGCACCAAAGUACGUUCAUCUCUGGGAGACAGAACGCGUCUCCUUCCUGAGCGGUAUGACGGCUGCGUGGUCCCAUGGUGUUUAUACUUGCAUACUAUUGUUUGCACAGAUGAACGUGGUACCUUCAGGCGUUUGAAAAUUGCUCCCAAUGAUGAACCAGACUUGUGGUCUACAAUUUUUUUUCUGAGGUCUUGGCUGAUUUAUUUUGAUUUCCCCAUGAUGUCAAGCAAAGAGGCACUGAGUUUGAAGGUAGGCCUUGAAAUACAUCCACAGGUACACCUCCAAUUGACUCAAAUUAUGUAAAUUAGCCUAUCAGAAGCUUCUAAAGCCAUGACAUAAUUUUCUGGAAUUUUCCAAGCUGUUUAAAGGCACAGUCAACUUAAUGUAUGUAAACUUCUGACCCACUUGAAUUGUGAUACAGUGAAUUAUAAGUGAAAUAAUCUGUCUGUAAACAAUUGUUGGAAAGAUUACUUGUGUCAUGCACAAAAUAGUUGUCCUAACCGACUUGCCAAAACUAUAGUUUGUUAACAAGAAAUUUGUGGAGUGGUUGAAAAACAAGUUUUAAUGUCUCCAACCUAAGUGUAUGUAAACUUCCGACUUCAACUGUAUGUACUGUACUGUAACUCAGUAAAAUCUUUUAAAUUGUUACGUUUAUAUUUUUGUUCAGUGUAGUUUUUUUUUUUUUUUUUUUUGUCAUUUAGCAGACGCUCUUAUCCAGAGCGACUUACAGGAGCAAUUAGGGUUAAGUGCCUUGCUCAAGGGCACAUUGACAGAUUUUUCACCUAGUCGGCUUGGGGAUUAGAACCAGCGACCUUUCGGUUACUGGCACAACGCUCUUAACCACUAAGCUACCUGCCGCCCCCUAGUUCUGAGUAGCUGCUCUGAGCACUGCUCACACUUGGCGAUAAUGGCCGAUUUAAGGCUGAAUAUAUUCAACAUAAAAAUUAUCGGGACGCCGUAAGUGCCCGUGGAGUGCCCGGGAGCCAGUGAGAGCCAGUGAGAGCCAUGAACUGCAAAAUCGGGUAUGUGCUUACACUUUACUGGCUGCGGCGUUCCAUUUUACGCCGGGUUUGCUCUGAUUAUGGGCUUGUUCGACAUUGCAGUUGACGGCGCAAAUCACGUUGCAUCAUAAAUAACAACUCAUUAUUAUUUGUAGAUCAUCAGUCAGUCACAAUUUACCCAUAAUACAUUGCGGUUUUGAUCCUCUCAAACACAGCCUUUAUGAGACCCUACUGAAUGCAUGUCAUGAUACCACUAAGUACCUUGCUGGAACCUUAAUCUAUUUUGAAGAUUUGUUUUUGCUAGAUUUUUCCCUUUAGGGCACAAAUUAGUGUUCAUGUACUUACAAUAUUGUUUUAUUUGUUUUUCUAUCAUAUUACAUAUUUUCUGUCUUUGCAGGAGAUUGUCAACUUCAACUGUCGUAAGCUGGUUGCUUCGAUGCCUCUGUUCGCCAACGCCGACCCCAACUUUGUGACUUCAGUGCUGACCAAGCUGCGCUUUGAGGUGUUCCAGCCCACGGAUAAUGUGGUUAUGGAGGGCACCGUCGGCAGAAAGAUGUACUUCAUCCAACACGGGGUGGUCUGCGUCAUCACCAAGGGCACCAAGGAGACCAAGCUGUCUGACGGGUCCUACUUUGGAGGUAGGAAGGAUGUCAAAGGUCACAGAGCCUCUGUUACAAUAUCCACACUGACAAACUACUAACAAUGAAACAAUCAGUGAUGCAGUGGUAAGACAGUAGGUGGGUAAAUACUGAUCGCCGUUGGUGGUGAGUAAAGUAAGGAUCCCUAUACAAAAGGUGGGUGAACGCGCAAUCCAAAUAUAUAUAUUUUUUGUGAACUUUGUUUAUGUGCGUUUAACCUCCACUAUACCACUGGAAACAGUGUAUUGUAAAUACGUUGCUUUGGGAUGGUAAGUAUUUGAAGUUUGAAGUUUAUUUGCCAUGUGUAAUGAAUACAUUUGGAAAUCUUACUCAUUAGAAAUCUCACAAUAAAAACCCAUGAACUCCGUGAACAUGGAGUUUAUUCUCCUGAAAUAAUUAAUUGAUUCAUUAGAUUAAUAUGACUGUGUGUAACACACUGCUGCAAUAAAUUCUCCAAAAAGCUUGGGAUUGAGUUGGAGUUUAACUUGUGACCAUAGUCCUUUUGUAGUGGGGUUUCCCAUUGUUACCACUAUGUGAAUUAUACUGUAAGGAAUAAUUAUUACAAAAAUUAAUGCAAACAGAAAUGUGUUAGGCCUGUGUCACUGAAAUCUUUUCACUUGUCAUGUUUGCAUGACAUGAAAAAUAAAUGAAAUACCUAAAUUGAACUAAAGGAGGCCAGAGAGAUAAAAAAAUGUCACUAUUUUAUUUCCCUGAUCUGGCAGGCUGUAGCAGGACAGAUGAGGUCAGAACAAAACUCUAAGCUCUAAAAUUGCAUUAAGUGCUCCAUCUGUGGAGUUAGUACAGAAAACACUGCUCUUUUUGUGUUUUAUCGACUUAUGUUGAUAUUAUAAUUUAUAUGACUCUCUCUCCUCUGGUACAUGACAGUACAUAGAAUGAAUUCCAAAAAUACAGUCAUUGAGAUGAAAAACAUACCUUUCAUAAUGAGAAUAUCAGCCAUUUUGUAACAUUUUGUUUUGGGAAAAAAUAUUAAUAAUGUAUUCUGUGUAGCCCUUUUACAUGGGACUAGUGCUUCUCUCCUCAAUAUCCUCAAUAUAAUUAUGGGAAAAUAUAUUUAACAUACGUGGAGGACUUAACAGAAGCCAAGUGGUCGGUUGACAAUCUAUUCCAUAACUGAUGUAUUCUUCCAUUCCCUGCAGAGAUCUGCCUGCUGACUCGAGGCAGAAGAACGGCCAGUGUUCGUGCGGAGACGUACUGCCGUCUGUACUCUCUGUCUGUGGACAACUUCAACGAGGUCCUGGAGGAGUACCCCAUGAUGAGACGGGCCUUCGAGACCGUGGCUCUGGACCGGUUGGACCGCAUAGGUGACAACUACAGUACAGUGGAAAGAGGGCCAUCAACCUGGGAUUGGUUUUCCCAAAGCCUUUGUAGCUAAAGUAGUAUGAUAUUCCUCUCAACAACACAAUUCGUAAAACGAAGCGUAUUGCCGUUGUGUGAGUUUGGGUCAGCGAAAUAAAUAACGUACUAUCAGCAAAAAAUACUUUGGGAAACUCAGUGCGACAGUCCUAGAGCAGCUCUACUGUACUUUCUAGGCUAUUUAUGUACUGUUCUUCAUUUACAUUUUAGUCAUUUAGCAGGUGCUCUUAUCCAGAGCGACUUACAGUUAGUGCAUUCAUCUUAAGAUAGCUAGGUGGGACAACCACAUAUCACAGUAAGUCAAUAUUUCCUCAAUAACCCUUAGCCUAAAAUGUAAUUAACAUUUAAAUAAUCCCCAUCAAAUAUCUGUCUGUUUAAGCUAGAGAUAUUGUUUGCAUGGGGCUGCGUCUCAAUCCACCGCAUCCACCGAUAUGGCCCUUCCGCAUCUGCGGUGAAAGGUGGCAGAUUUAGAGCGGUGUUUGUCAGACCAUGAGACAUCCUGAAAAUCGGUCUUCUCACCAAACGUCUGUAGCGGUCAAACUAUUAUGACCCCGAUGGAAAGAUGAGACUCUCACGAACACGGUGGUGUUCCCCGUUUUGCUCUACAACUCGUCUGAAGUUGGUACAGCCUCCUCUGCCAAAGUCUGUGUGUCGUGUCCGAACGGUUUGGGUUACACACGAAUAUGACCCCUCUGUGGAAAGGUGAGACUCUCAUGAGCACAUACAAGCCUCACAAUACUCUUCUAAAGGUCCUGCAGCGUUUUGCAGGAGUUUAAUGGCACAAGCGGGGAGCCCAGCCAACAGCGAGUUGCAUUAGUCCAGACUGGAGAUGACAAGUGCCUGGAUUAGGACCUGCGCCGCUUCCUGUGUGAGGUUGGGUUGUACUCUACAGAUGUUGUAGAGAAUGAACCUGCAGGAGCGAGUCACUGGUCUGAUGUUUGCAGAGAACGACAGGGUGUUGUCCAGGGUCACGCCAUGGUUAUUUGCACUCUGGGAGGGGGACACCGUGGAGUUGUCAACCAUGAUGGAGAGGUAUUUGAGUGAGCAGGCCUUUCCCGGGAGGAAGAACAGCUCCGUCUUGUGGAGGUUGAGCUUGAGGUGGUGGGCCGACAUCCAAGCUGAGAUAUAUGCCAGGCACGCAGAGAUGCGUGUCGCCACCUGGGUGUCAGAAAUCAAAUCGAAUGUUAUUUGUCACAUGCGCCGAAUACAACAGGUUUAGUCCUUACCGUGAAAUGCUUACUUACAAGCCCUUAACCAACAAUGCAGCUCAAGAAAUAGAGUUAAGAAAAUAUUUACUAAAUAAAGUAAAAAAUUAAAAGUAAUAAAAUAACAGUAGAGAGGCUGUAUACAGGAAGUACCGGUACUGAGUCAAUGUGAAAUAACAGUAGAGAGGCUGUAUACAGGGGGAACUGGUACAGAGUCAAUUAGAAAUAACAGUAGAGAGGCUAUAUACAGGGGGUACCGGUACAGAGUCAAUGUGAAAUAACAGUAGCGAGGCUAUAUACAGGGGGUACUGGUACAGAGUCAAUGUGCGGGGGAAGGACUUGAGUGUAAUCCGUAUAGCAAUGAUAGGAGAGACCAUGUGAGGAUAUGACGGAGCCGAGUGACUUGGUGUAUAGAGAGAAGAGGGCCUAGAACCGAGCCCUGGGGGACACCAGUAGUGAGAGAACGUGGUGCAGACACAGAUCCUCUCCACGUCACCUGAUAGAAGCGGCCUGCCAGGUAGGAUGCAAUCCAAGAGUGUGCAGAGCCUGAGACGCCCAGCUCUGAGAAUGUGGAGAGGAGGAUCUGAUGGUUCACGGUGCUGAAGGCAACGGAUAGAUCUAGGAGGAUGAGAACAAAGGAGAGAGAGUCAGCUUUGGCAGUGUGGAGAGCCUCCGUCUCUCAGAGAAGAGCAGUCUCAGUUGAGUGACACAUCUUGAAGCCUUACUGGUUAGGGUCAAGAAGAUGGUUCUGAGAGAGAUAGCGAGAGAGUUGGUCAGAGACGGCACGCUCAAGUGUUCUGGAAAGAAUAGAAAGAAGGCUGGUCUGUAGUUUAUGACGUCAGAGGUCAGAGUGUUGGCUUCUUGAGGAGGGGAGCGACUCAAACCAUUUUGAAGUCAGAGGGGACGCAGCCAGUGGUCAGGGAUGAGGGAAGUGAGGAAUGGGAAAAGGUCUCCAGAGAUGGACUGGAGAAAGGAGGAGGGGAUGGGGUUGAGCCGGCAGGUUGUUUGGUGGCCAGGCCUCACUAGUCGCAGGACUUCAUCUGGAGAGCGAGGGGAGAAAGAGGUCAAGGCGUAUGGUAGUUCUGUGUGAGUGGGACCAGUGGACGAGGAGCAGAUGUCGUCAACCUUCUUUUCAAAGUGUUUGACAAAGUUGUCCGCAGAGAGGGAGGAGGGAGGGUGGAGGAGGUGGAGGAUUAAGGAGGGAGGAGAAGGUGGAAAAUAGUUUCCUAGGGUUAGAGGCAGAAGCUUGAAAUGUGGAGUAAUAUAAAGUGGCUUUAGCAGCAGAUACAGAGGGAGAAAGUGGCGUUAGCAGCGGAUGCAGAGCAAAAUAAGGUAGAGAGGAGGGAGUAAAAGGAUGAUAGGUCCUCUGGAAGUUACGUUUUCCUCCCCGCAGCUCUGUUCUGUAAGCUCACAAUGAGUCACUCAGCCAUGGAGCAGGAGGGGACGGCCGAGCUGGCCGGGAGGAAAGGAGACAGUGUGAGUCAUAGGAUGUGGAAAAGGAGGAGAGUAGGGUCGAAGAGGCAGAAUCAGGAGACAGGAGGGAGAAGGAUUUAGCAGAAGGGAGAGUAUCUGGAUAACAUGUGUGAAAUGCUUGAUAAUGUAUGUGAUAUCAAUAGAGAGGUAUACUUUCUGGGUGAUUUAAAUAUUGACUGGCUUUCAUCAGGCUGCCCACUCAAGAGAAAGCUUCAAACUGUAACCAGUGCCUGCAACCUGAGAGGUGAAGAGCACACCUCCCAGUACUAAUUGCUGAUUGCCUAGGAGAGGAGAAAUCACUCCCCCUCCAGUACAGAUACUGAUUACCAAAACAACAACAGUCACAAAUUGCCCUGCCCCUUAAUCCUGGUUGAUUUAUCAACAAUCAGCUGCAAGUUAUGAGCAGUCAGCAGUUCACACACGACGUAGGCUACUGGGAAGACAGACAGCAUUUCAAGUAGACAACCCUAGAUAGCAACAAGACAGUACUAGACCACAACGGAUAAAGAUAUAAAUUAUACUUAUCCCUCCUGGAGAUAGUCGUCUAGCUAUAGAAUGAAGCACAUGCAUGUGAAUUAUAACCUGGAAGGAUUUGAACUAGCUGAAUAUGUGAAAAGCAAGUGUGAGAAUUAAAGUUGGUGAUCUCUUAUGUCAGCACAUUUGACCGUUUUAAUUUCAGAAGGGGAGCGUUAUCUCACUGUCCUGAGGUGAAAGCAUUGUGAAAGCAUCGUGUUAAAAAGCCCCUCAUUUAGCUGUGAUUUAAUGGAUGACAGGCAGGGUUUAAUAUACCUUACUAAUUCUGGUUCUCUCUCAUUCUGAAUAUAAUAUGACAGCAACACCCAAAGAUGACCGCAACUGUCGUCUUUAGGUCAGAAAAUCUACUCUCUGGGUGCUUUAGAGGGUUUGGAAUCUACAAGACAGACCCUAACCCUAACCCCAUCCCUUUCCUCACAUUACUACUACUCUCUCUUCUUCUCUACAGGAAAGAGGAACUCUGUUCUCCGACACAAAGUCGCCCAGAACUCAGGAGCUGUGAACCUCCAGGAGAAUGAGAUCAUCCAGAGGAUUGUACAGCACGACCGAGACAUGGCUAUCCAGAGCAACAUCUCUCCCCAGUCCCUGGACCCCCCAUCCCCCACCUCCACCCCGGGGGUCAUCUGGGCUCCGCUGGUCCAGGGCCCCCUCCAGGCCGCUGCAGCCACCACCUCCCUGGCUCUGGCCUUCUCCCACUCCCAGCUCCAAACCCAGCUCCCGCCCAUCCUCUUCCACCGUCCGCUCUCCAUCUCCAGGUCGUUCAAGGAUCCAGGAGGCCACCAUCUGCAGAGGGGCAUGUUUGUGGGCGUGUCUGCAGCUGGAAGUGUGGGCGUUCCCAGCUAUGGCUCCGGGGCUGCAUCCCCGGCCGGUUCUGUGAAGUUCCGUUCUGGAGUGGACACUCCGAUAUUAGCCUCGCUCCGGGCGCAGCAUCUAGUCUCCACCACCUCCUCCAUGUCUCCUCUGUCACCCAUGACCUCCAUGUACCAGCCCACCACAACCAACAACUUCCAGGCCCAGCACAGCGGAGGCUCUCCCUUCCCCCUGGGCCAGGCCUCCAUCCAGGGGUAUCCACCCUCCUCCUCCUCCUGUACGGCCCUGCUCCACCAACACCACCCCUGCAGCCCACCAGGUUCCCACCAGCAGGGGGCGUCAGGGAGGCCCACCAUGGACUCAGGGAGGUUCUCAGCCCACUCAGCCCCCUCUGGUUCCACCCUAAGCCCUCUCAUCUGUAGCUCUGUCAGCCCUAUCCUGAGCCAGCUACAGCAACACGCCUCCUCUUACUCUCACGCUACCAGCUCUCACCACAUCCAGAGGGGGAUGGGCUCUGGUGAACAUCAGGAGAGAGCAGGCCUCCUCCUCCCCCCCCACUCCCACUGUUCCUACACCAGCACCAGCCCUAGCUACACCACCCAACACCACAGCUCCAGUGGGUUUCUAUCUGUACCUAUCCCACAACAGGCCAGCGUUGGAGGUGUUGGAGCCCCAUCCUCCCUGGUGCAACACAGUCUGGCAGGUCUGCAGUCCAGCCUCCAUUCCGGCCUCCACCCCGGCCUCCACCCCGGCCUCCACCCCGGCCUCCACGCCGGCCUCCUCCCGCAGGUUCUCCCGGAGCACUCUGCCCAUUCUUCCCACUCUGCCCUGGCCUCGCUGGCCCAGUACGGAUCAGGGGAUGGCUCCCCGUCCUGCACCCCGCCGGUGGCACCCAGCCCCACCUUCCAGAGCCCAGUGGCAGGCAGGACGGUGCUUCCCCAUCAUCACCACAGCCAGCUCAGCCAUCUCAGCCAGCUCCACAGCCAACCCUCCAGCGCCAUGGGCUCGCACAGCUCCCUCACCCCACAGACGUCAUACCCCGCUCGGGUAGACCGAAGGGCAGAGUCCUUAGUGGAUCUCUUCACCCAGGAUGUCAGGACUAUCUCCACUGUUUCCACCUCUGGCUCACGCAGCUACCUUCCCCAGGAAGGGGCUCUCUCCAUACCUUCAUGGGGGUCUGGUUCUUCUCACUUCUCUUCUCACCCCUUCUCCUCUCCUCCCAUGGCAGGGGGUAGCAGUAAUAAACUCCCAGGCCACGCCACCCCUCUGAGUCACUACACUCCCCCGGGAUCUGAACUUCCAACUCCCAUGAACCAAGGCGCACCGACCUCUUCGCAUCCCAACCCCAGUCGCCCUGCUACCCCGGCCAAGACAUCCGAGGCAGACUACAGACUCUCCAAACUCCCCUCCAACCUG
This is a messenger RNA of Coregonus sp. 'balchen', 25012 nucleotides long. The record is from the annotation of a GenBank genome assembly. NCBI's taxonomy places the organism in Eukaryota, Metazoa, Chordata, Actinopteri, Salmoniformes, Salmonidae.